Molecule: messenger RNA, 1451 nt
Organism: Salpingoeca rosetta
Lineage: Eukaryota; Choanoflagellata; Craspedida; Salpingoecidae
Exons: 5
Coding region: 99-1370 (423 amino acids)
Biological process (GO): sperm capacitation; medium-chain fatty acid biosynthetic process; medium-chain fatty acid catabolic process
Cellular component (GO): sperm plasma membrane; sperm flagellum
Molecular function (GO): monoacylglycerol lipase activity; acetylesterase activity
Source: RefSeq, a predicted model, not a curated record
GCGAGUCGCUCUUGCUUGCUUUGCUUGCUUGCUUGCUUGCUUCACUUCAACACGACACGACCCAUCCAUCCACCCCUUGCUUGCCUGUGCAAAGCAACAUGGAUUUGGUGGCGGAGCUGCUGGCUCGGACCACAGAGGUCGUGCGGGUGGACGACUUGCUUGGCGUGGAGGAUGUGCCUGCGGCAGUGGUUGUGUUUGCGGCGGUGUGCGGCUCUGUGCUCUUGCUGCUGGCUCGAACGGUGCGGGCAAGCAAAGUGGACAUGCACUACGUGCCAACACCCAGCAACAAGGCCGUGGUUCACAAGCUGCGCCAACACACGACGCUCACCCGCUACAAGCCGCCUCGCCUCCUCACCAACGCACACACCAGCACCCUCUUUGCUGCCCUUGGCAAGCGCCCGCCCAUGCCAAAGUUCCACAGGGAGCACUUGGACACGCCCGACGGUGGGCUGAUUGGUCUGGACAUUCUCGAGCCUCCAGCGCGCGGUGCUGCGGACGCGCCUCCACUGACGGUUCUGCUGGUUCCCGGUAUUGCCAGCUGCAGUGACGCCCCUUACAUCCGGUCCCUCGCUCUCGCAUGCCACGAGCAUGGCUGGCGGACGGUGGUGAAGAACUGGCGCGGGUGUAAGACGGAGCUGCGGAGCGCCCGCACGUUCAACUACGGCAACACGGAGGACAUUGAGCUUGCCAUCCGGUACAUCAAGCGCAUGUACCCGGCAGGGCCCAUCGUGGCUGUCGCCUUUUCCAUGGGCGCAAACGUGCUCACCAAGUACAUGGGCACGACGAAUGAGGACCUGGGGUCUGACCUGUACCACAGCAUCGACGCAGCCGUCACAUACUCAAACGGAUACAUCCUUCAAUGGGGAUACGAAAUGUUGCACCAGCCCCACUUCCGGCCCUACCAUCUUGCCCUGCUGUUUUGGGCAAAGGAGCCCUGGAAGCAGCUUCCACCCGAGCAGUUUGAGCAGUCUGGCUUGCCCUUUACGAAAGACGAGUUGCUGGCGGCGUCGACGCUGGCUGAGUUUGACAAGCUGCACCUGCCAGCCAUCUACGGCUACAGUUCGCUUGAAGAGUUUGCACAGGCAGAAAGUUCCGGCACAUAUUUGCACAGGAUCCGCCGUCCGUUUCUGACGGUGAACGCACGCAAUGACCCUCUGUUUCCCGAGCAGGCCGAAGAGUUUGUGCGAAAGCACGCGACAGACAAUGAACACAUCAUCUUCGUGCUGACGGAGUGGGGUGGGCAUGUUGGCUGGGACAAGAACUUCUUUCAGCACCACGACGCUGAUGAACACCACAAUGUCAUGGAUGAAAUCACCACCACUUUCUUUCACCACGUCCUCCACCACACCUCCCACUUUGAGGAGAAGUGACAGCUCACACCCCUUUGUCUGUAGAUGCCUGUGUGUGUGUGUGUGUGUCUGUCUGUCUGUCUGUCUGUCUGUCUGUGUGUG